Molecule: messenger RNA, 2223 nt
Organism: Penicillium angulare
Lineage: Eukaryota; Fungi; Ascomycota; Eurotiomycetes; Eurotiales; Aspergillaceae
Exons: 2
Coding region: 1-2223 (740 amino acids)
Source: RefSeq, a predicted model, not a curated record
AUGCCCUUAUUCAAGAAAUCCAAGGCGUCUGCAAACCCGUCCUCUGGUCGCUUCCCUCUCCGCUCAGUUGAGCAACUGGCCCACCCCGCGUUGGCUCCACCAGACCAUAACUCAAGCUCCAUUGAGAACUACGUGGACCGCCACCCUUCAGAUCCUCGUCUCGCCUACCACGAGGGACCGGGCUCAAAUCCACAAUCCCAGCCCCCGACCGAACCUAGACAAUCCUCGUUGACUCGCGCCCAGAGCCAACGUCAGCACCAGCUUCAACAACCAUCACAGCCUCAGCAACGCGACCGAGUCGCCGCCCCUGAAGACCCGCAGCCUCGUCGUAGAACCGGGAGAACUGGCCUAUUUGUGCGGCCAUCGUCCGGUAUUCUUGACCGAAGACCCUCAAUCAGUAAGGGAAAACAACAAGCUGCUCCUGCAACAGCACAUCCUGCCUCCCAACCAACUUCGCCUCAACAGCUUAAGUCCUUCGCCGAACAACAACAACAGCGCAGCACCCAGAACCAGAACCUCUACCCGGACGAUCAAUCCCCAACUGGCGCCCAGCCAUCGUAUGAACCGCGGUCGGCAUCCCUAGCCUACCAACAUCAACACCUCCAACAUUCACAACGAUCACUACACCAAUCGCACCCCUCAAUAGGAAGCGAUAUUCAAGACUGGUCACCGUCUCAACAAUCCACAAAACCACAACAGCAACAGCAACAACCAACCCUCCAACUGCCCAGACCGGCAGGACUUGAACGAUCCAACACCGACCCAACUCUAGUCCAACGGACCAGUGCCCGCCCGUCACCCACGGAUCGCGCCCCGGAAUCCCCUCGUUACGCCGCCGAACAACAAGGCGACCGGGGCUCGACACAGUCUCGUAGCGAGCACGAUCUGGUAUUACACAAUUCCCGGCCCCCUUCCCGGCAGACUUACGAGCCGCAUUCCCCAAGUCGUCAGCAGAUUCAUCCUGACGCCAUGCAGCAGGUCUCCGCGCAGGCGCCAUCCCAGGCUCAACAAGCGAACGAUCGACCUUCCAGUCGCAGGGGCAGCGCAUCCCAACCGUCCACCAUGCCGACGGAACAGGCGCGCAGUACACCUAGUGGGUCUCGGACUCGUGAUGAGCUUGAAAAUAUCGAUGUCCGAGCAUUGAUUCAAAAGCAUGAUGAACUCCAAAGCAAAUACUCCAAGGUCAAGCGUUACUACUUCGAAAAGGAGGCGCAAGUACAACACCUCCAAAACACCGUCGCACACCAACGCAUGGCCGUAUCUCGCACCGUCCUCGAUGACAACGAAUACGCAAACCGAUUUCAACGACUAGACGGCGCCAUCAAAGACCUGGCAUUCUCCACUCGCAAAGACUGGCGUGCCAUCCCACCCUGGCUACACGGUCUAACAACAGACGACGCAGUAACCACAGGAACAAAGGAAAUGAUGGCCCUCGGACGAGCAGUAAUCAGUCGCUGGCUAGUCGAAGAAGUAUUCCAAAAACACUUCCACCCAGGCUUAGAGCCAGGCCUCAGCAUCCAAUUAAAGAAAAUCGAGAUGAAUCUCCGCCGCCAACAAAUGCGACCGGUAACAGAUGAAGACCGCGAAAACGCAAUCGCCAAAUUGUCCAACUGGCGCCGCACAACCUUCGACGGACUAGGCGAAAUACUCGCAAACCCAACCGCACAAGAUCGCCGCUCCGAUCUAAUCGAACAUCUAACCAUUUUACUGGCCACAUUCCUAAGCACCCAGCUUCAAGAACAAGCACUACCAGGUCUAGAAGCUGGUGUGCGGAUGAUAAUCGAAAACACGAUAAACAUUAUCGAGAAGAUCCCACUUGAAGCUCGUGAUGUUUGUGUCGAGUACUUUCCUCCAAACAUUACAUUCCAUGAAAACUAUAUGAAAGUCGAAGGUCAACUGCCACCGCUCACUCAUCAACCCCCACCACCAACAGACCAAGAUCUAGACGAUGAAGGCGAGUCCUCUCCCGGCUCAAACUCCACCGGCGGAGCAGGCGGCGAUGGUCCAUCCCCUGCACCCCGUGAACCUCGCAGGCGAUCAGUCUUCGGUGCCUUAAUGGGUCGUCGCCCCGCAACAGAACAACCCGCUCGAGCAGCUAGUGGUGGAAAACCCGAAAUCCCUGAGACGCCUCGAAUCCGCUUCGCAUCCUUCCUCACGGUAGAAGUACGCGGCAAGGGACCAGCGACUGUUCUCGUUCAAGCGCCUGUAUGGCUGAUAGAGUGA